Molecule: messenger RNA, 6472 nt
Organism: Pseudophryne corroboree (corroboree frog)
Lineage: Eukaryota; Metazoa; Chordata; Amphibia; Anura; Myobatrachidae
Gene: PTDSS2
Product: phosphatidylserine synthase 2
Exons: 12
Coding region: 194-1612 (472 amino acids)
Biological process (GO): phosphatidylserine biosynthetic process
Molecular function (GO): L-serine-phosphatidylethanolamine phosphatidyltransferase activity
Source: RefSeq, a predicted model, not a curated record
GAUGACGUGACCCUUCCCGGCCCACGUGGUGAUGUGAGAGGCCGCUGCGGUCCCGCCCUCCCCCGGGCCGCCCCUCCUCCUGCUCCCCCGGCCAGCAGUCUGUCGCCGCCGGCAGCAGCAGGAGCUGGCAGAGCAGAGAGUGGGAGAGUUCUCGGCGGCUGCUGCACAUGAGAGCGGUGGCCGCUGCUCAGCAAUGAUCCGCCAUGAGGGCAGCAGGAAGGGAGCCGCGGCGAGGAAGUCCACCCUGGACGGCCAGUGCUGGGAGGAAGCGGAGGCUGCGGGCAGAGAAGCCACCGGAAAGCCCCUUACCCGGGGGGAGACCUGCAGGAGUACCACUGAGUCCGAAGUGUUCGAUGACGGCACCAACACUUUCUUCUGGAGAGCUCACACAUUAACUGUGCUAUUUAUCCUCACUUGUUCCUUGGUAUAUGUCACAUUACUAGAAGAAACACCUCAAGACACGGCCUACAAUACAAAAAGAGGGAUUGUUGCCAGCAUAUUGGUAUUUUUGUGUUUUGGAGUCACACAAGCUAAAGAUGGACCAUUUUCCAGACCUCAUCCAGCUUAUUGGAGGUUCUGGCUGUGUGUCAGUGUGGUGUACGAGCUGUUCCUCAUCUUCAUUCUGUUUCAGACUGUACAUGAUGGAAGACAGUUCAUGAAAUUCAUUGACCCCAAAUUGGGUGUUCCUCUACCAGAACGGGAUUAUGGUGGAAAUUGUCUGAUAUAUGAUCCCGGUAAUAAGACUGAUCCUUAUCACAAUUUAUGGGAUAAAAUGGAUGGCUUUGUACCUGCACACUUUCUUGGCUGGUAUAUAAAAACACUAGUGAUAAGAGACUGGUGGAUGUGUAUGAUGAUCAGCGUUAUGUUUGAGUUCCUGGAGUACAGCUUAGAGCAUCAGCUGCCCAAUUUCAGUGAAUGUUGGUGGGAUCAUUGGAUAAUGGAUGUCCUAGUUUGCAAUGGUUUUGGGAUUUAUUGUGGUAUGAAGACACUAAAAUGGCUAUCGAUGAAACCCUAUCAAUGGCAGGGCCUGUGGAACAUUCCAACAUACAGAGGAAAAAUGAAAAGAAUUGCCUUCCAAUUUACACCGUACAGCUGGGUAAAGUUUGAGUGGAAGCCAGCUUCAAAUCUGCGCAGAUGGUUAGCAGUGUGUGGAAUUAUAUUUGUCUUUUUACUGGCAGAACUCAACACAUUUUACCUCAAAUUUGUCCUGUGGAUGCCUCCGGAACACUACCUGGUGUUAUUGCGGUUGGUGUUUUUCGUGAACGUGGGUGGUGUGGCCAUGAGAGAAAUCUACGAUUUCAUGGAUGACUUACAGUUCUACAAAAAACUGGGCCAGCAAGCAUGGAUGGUAGCAGCCAUUACCGUGACCGAAUUCCUGAUUGUUGUAAAAUAUGACCCUUACACCUUAACGCUACCAAUACCGUUCUAUGUCACGCAGUGUUGGAUCCUGGGUAUAGUCCUUGUCCUCUUGUGGACAGCAUGGCGUUUCUUUAUCAGGGACAUUACGUUGCGUUAUAAAGAAAUUAAUCGGCGGAAACAGGAGUACAGACCAGAGGAAGCAGUACAACAGAAUGGGGGAGCAAAUUCCGAAAGCAAACCGAAAACUCUUUGAGAUUUCCAAAACAAACCAUGCAAGCGGUCUUUCUGCCCGACCCACCGUUACUGAACAUGAAUUGUACUUUUUAUAUUUUAAUGUAUUGGAUACUACUGCUAUUUAAUAAUGAAAUCCAUGAAACUUCGUGCUUCACUCAGUUUUUGUUUUUUGUUUUUUUUAUCCUUGUGGAAAGGAAACUGGAACUUGAAGGUCAAAUCUGCUGUUUUGCACCAGGCACAAGAGGAGCCCCUGCGUCUCUGUGACUUACAGCUUCUGUUUAGUAGCAAAGUAUUUCAAAUUGUAACUAGUGCGGUCCUGUAUUUUUUUCGUUAGAAAUUUCUGAAAGCUGAUAUUUUUUUUUUUUUUAGACUUUUAUUAGCAUUCCAUAUAAAUAAUGAUGUUUUAAUGGGUAGAUAACAAACAAAAGCCAGAUUCAGCACUUGUUGAUGGAAGUGGGUUUAAGGUUAAACAUAUAUAUAUUUUUUGUUUUUGUUCUCUUAGAGCAUUUGUCACCUACAUACAGAAGAGGCAAUUUAAUGGGUGGCCAACUUCUAUGAUCAUACAUUUAACCACAUUACGAAUGUGAUGGCUUAUGAUUAUUGAUCAUGUAGUAACUCCAUAAUGGAAGGGGUUCGUAGUAAAUGGAAAGGUGUUCUAUGACAGCUCAGCCAGUAUGUAUGGCACUACAGCCUACCUGCGGCCUACGAUGUGUGUAUGAAGCAUUUCUUGCGUUCCAGAAUUUGCUGGUUUCUAUCUUGUAAAUACACAGACAACCAAACUUUGCUCCAUUUACUGGUGUCUCUAUUCUUACAUAGCAAGCACAGUCCCAUCCCCCAUGUUAAGUAGCAGGCUGGUCUGGCUUUUGGGUGCUGACGCCUUCUCAGCAGUUUCACUCUCCAGCCAUAGCUUAACCUUCUGCAUGUGCAGGACGUACUGCUCCGAGGCCAUAAUGUUCUCUUGUGUUGCUCUAUAAAGGGAAUUCAUCCCUAUUGUCAGGUCAAAGACCUUUUAUGUACACCUGACAAACUACUUUGCACUGCACUGGUUUCAAUGAAUAUGUGCAGGCAGUUUGUGUGCACAGUGUGUUUGCUGUGAGCUGUGGUCUCUGCAAGGGCUUUUUAAAAUAUAAAGGGACACACAUCUGAAGAUUUUUUUGGUACCCAAUAAGUUACAGAUGUGUCCACAUACACCCAUCCUCAAAUCGCGCCAAAUGGCCCAGUUAGGGCAUUGUGGACUUUCCAACUUAUCCACACCAAAACACUAGUUCUAUAUAUACUAUAAGCUUGCUAAGAAGCAAAAUUGUGGGGAAAAGUUCACAAACUAGGGUAAAAAGGCAGGUCCGCUGGGCCUAUUAGUUGUUUUUUGUUGCAAAUUAAUUCAUAUAAGUACCUAGUUUACUAUAUGCAAACUAGCUGCAAAAUUAAGGAACGUGCACAGGACGAGAUUUGCGCCAUAUAGCACAAAGAGAGUAGCUGUAUGCGGACACAGCUGUCCCUUAACCUUCUAUGUGUGCAGUGCAGACUGCCCUGUGCACCUAAUGUGGCCGUGUGUUGCACUAGAAAGGUGCAGUAGUUCAUCUCUCUUGCCAGAGUAAAGUAAAAAAAAAAAAAUAAGACUUUGCCUAGCACUGGUUUGAGGGUGGACGUCUUGGCAGUUUGCGUACACGUUUCAGCGGCUGUCCACAUAUAUAUUGUUGAUCGCUAUAGAGACACCUAUUAGGAUUUUUGUUCAUUUAGAGAAAAGGAGUGAAGGAUUUUUUAAGCCGUUAUCCAGUUAAUUUUAAAUGCAAAGGCCACAUAGCUACUUGAUCUUAGUUAAUUAGACUAUAUUUACUAAUUUUGUUAUUCAAAACUAAUAACAAUUUUUCUUUAAUAAUGAGCAGGCACGUCAAGCAGUUGGGGCUCGUUGCUGGGUUUCCCACCUGUGUUAUCGUCUCUAUGCACUGAGGGCCUGUUUCAGAGAUGUAUGUAAAUCACACAGUGGCUGCGUGUAAAUUUGGUAAUGCUGCAGGUGGUAUCUUGGCUUUUGUGAUCUGCUGCUGUGUCUGAUUACGCAGCAUCGGAUCAUCUGCAAAAUCAUCACCCUCAGGUUACUCAGAUGGACGUCUCAGAUCCGUAACAGAGACCAGUAAAUCAAAGAUACUGGCCUUUGCUCUCCCAGAAAAAGGGAACAAAAUGCCCCCGUUUUCAUGCACGCUUCCCUGGAUCCAGCUUCCCCAAAUUGCUGCAGCCUGUCAAUAGGGAUGUGGCUUAGGGGCUUGUGAUUAUGCCGGUCCUGUUCUAUACAUGCACAGUCCUUAUGCAAUUGGGUUUGCGUACAACUGUGACUCGGCUCCGGAAACGGGAAUAGCAAAGAUGGAUCCUGGAGCAAGAGCGGAAUUGAUUAGUGCAUGGCUGCAUCAGCUGGCAAUGUGUACGUUUGAUUUACCGUGGGGAUCAGAGCUCCCUAUUUCGAUCACAGUGGUGUGAAAGCAGAACAGUUCCGUUGUGCUCUAGCAAAAGCCUGUGUAUAUGGUCUUGUGCAGCAUUUGGGUGAAUUAAUUGAAAACCACACAUCUAUCUAUUCUCUAUCUGCAGCCUUUGUUUUGGAGCAAGUUACUAAUGAUGCAUCAUGCUGUUUUCAGAGGUUGGGGAACGCAGCUGGUUGGGAUAAUGGUAGUGCUAGAUGAAAUAGAUAUUUUGCAUUUCUCUAUAUGUUAUUUAAAUUUGUGAAGUUCCCUAAUAUGCAGAGUGUCCAUUAUUCUUGUCCUGUGCUGAAUACACAAACAGAUGUAACUUACAGGCAAAUAUUACGUAACUGCAUCUCCAAGGCAUUGGCUUACACCUGAAGCAUACAUACAAUGGAUAAAGCCGUUCUCCUCACCUAUUGCCCUUUCUUGAGCAAUCUUUUGUACUGCAGUUUCUGUCCUAGCAGGCAUGCCUGGCAAUGGCUUAAUGUGUUUACAUUACCUGGCUAAUGUCAGACUGUUUAUCGAAUAUAUGGAAAAACACCAUCAUGGAUGUAGGAGAAAUUAUCCUACUGUAUAUCUGCAAAAACAAGCAUUGCUGAGUUAUCAUUGGGUAAACAGACCCUGGAUGGAAACAUACAUUAUCUGGAUUAAACGUAUAGGCCCAGUACAAUAUUAUUUUGUCCUCCUUAUAAUAUAAUGUAAUGAAAGAAAAGGCAAAUUGCGUUUAAAGUAAAACCUGGAAAUAUCUGACAUACAGUAAGUACUAGGCUCACGGGAGCUAUAGUAAAAAUACGGGUGGUCUUCAGUAUGCCGAAUGUCGGGAUCCCGGUACACAUUAUACCGGCGCCGGAAUCCCGGCAUACGACAGCUAUUCUCCCUCGUGGGCGCGCGCCACCGUGCCCGCAGCGUGUCGAGCGCAGCGAGCCCGCAAGGGGCUCCUUAGCGCUCGCCACGCGGUCGGGCUCCCAAGCGCUGGCAUACUGUACUACACCCUAAAAGCACAUACUGUAUAUAACAUAAAAUAAAAAUACAUGCAUUAUUUGCUUUAUUGUCCUUAAUACAAAGGAAAGUAUCUGCUCAAUGUAGUUUUUUUGCUAUCCCGAUGUAUAGGGUGGUAUUCAGGUGACCCGACGGUCAGAUGACCUCCAACAUCCCGCCCCCUCACUAUCCCGGCGGUCGGCAUGCCAACCAAUAGGGACUAUGUCCACUCUCAUGGGUGUCCACGACACUCAUAGAGUGGUUGCCACCGAGCCCGCAAGGGGCCCCGAGGAGGGUGAAUUUGGGUGCCAUUGCUGGCAUUUAUACCCCAUUACAAUGGCAACUUGACCCUAAUUGAUUCCCCCACCACUAUGUUUAAAAAAAAAAAAGUAAAUGAAGACAUGUAAGAAUAUCACAUCAAUCUUUAGUGAUUUCAGCUUGACAAAUAGAAAGAGGGACUGUGAAAGGGGAUGGGGUUGGCGUGCCUUUAAUGUUACGAAUAACAGCCUGGGUCCUUUAUUUCUAAUGGCAUAUGUGGUUUUGAGACAGAUCCUCUACUUGGCAAAUGCUGAAAUACGUAAUAGUUCAUGCAGUGUCAUCCAUAAAACAAGGGCUGCAUUUUGCAAGUUUGCACAGCCAUCAUAAGUGGAACUACCUCUGAUGUAUAUUAAAGCAUUACCAAUCCUACUGACGUGUACUUGAUUUCCUGCACAGAAUACUAAGACCUACAGUAUGGCCCAGGUUUAUCCAGCCUUGGAGAGUGAUAAAUUGCACAGUGAUAAAGUACCAUCCAAUCAGCUCCUAACUGUCAUUUGUUCAAACCUAGCCUGUAACAGGGCAGUUAGGAGCUGAUUGGCUUGCACUUUAUAACGGUGCAAUUUAUCACUCUCCAAGGCUUUAUUAAUCUGGGCUUAUGUUUGCUACAUGUGGCGUGUUUCUGGUGUGUCUACAUCCAGAACUUCCUGGUAAAUAAUACCAGGAUAACCCUAUUAAUAAUAUAUCCCUCUGGCUUUGUUUUGUUUGUUUAUUUUUUCCUUUAAAUAAAUGACUCAACUGCUAAUUAACCAGAUAAUGUUUGGUUAGCACUUUCUCGAAAUGCGGAACAGCCAGUUAGGUCUAUUAAAAUGUGUUCUUGCAAAUGACUUUAUAUUGGUUCUGUAAGCUCGUCUCCAGGUGCACAAAUGGGCAAAGCUGUUGUAUGCAUAAAGUAUGUUAACUAUUCUAGCAAUACUUUGUUGAAAAGACAACAGUGUAAAUUAGGUCCAAGUCGGUGGUAAUGAACUUUCUGGCUCUUCGAGCCAAAGCCUUUAAAUAACCAUGGUCACAUGUUUUUGAAGUGUACCUUGAUUUGAACCAGUAUGUUUUGUAUCAAAGACUUGUGCUGUGUGGUAAUAAAUGUUAAUACUAGUGACGAAGCUCUAUGAGUAAAGGUAUAUGGUGGUAUUACAAAA